AUGCAGGGGGAGACCGUCUCCAAGCCCGUGCUGCAAGUCAUCAACACACGGGCUAUUGCUACGGGGAACGGGCCCCCUCGGUACCGGGUGCUGAUGAGCGACGGGGUUAACACCCUCUCCUCUUUCAUGUUGGCAACACAGCUGAACUCUCUGGUGGAAGAGGAACGUUUGGCAGCCCAGUGUGUUUGCCAGGUUAACAAGUUCAUUGUCAACAGCCUGAAGGAUGGAAGGAGAGUGGUUAUACUGAUGGAUGUAAAUGUCCUCAAAACUGCUGAUAUGGUUGGUGGGAAUAUUGGCAACCCAGUGCCCUACAAUGAAGGGCAAGGGCAGCAACGUUCUUCAGCUGCAGCAGCAAACCCAGCACCUAACAAACCCCAGCAACAGAAUGGCAGUUUUUCAGGAGCAGGUCCUGCUGCUCCUAAGUACCACGCUCCCUCGAACCAGUUUGGGAAAGCAAGUGCUCCCAGCUCGAUGAAGACCCCGGGGGGAUCACAGGCCAAAGUGGUGCCCAUUGCCAGCUUGAACCCAUACCAGUCCAAGUGGACCAUUUGUGCUCGUGUUACCCAGAAGGGCCAGAUCCGCACGUGGAGCAACUCCCGUGGUGAAGGGAAGCUCUUCUCCAUAGAGCUGGUUGAUGAAAGUGGUGAGAUUAGAGCUACUGCAUUCAAUGAGCAAGCAGACAAGUUCUUUCCACUCAUUGAAUUGAACAAGGUAUAUUAUUUUACCAAAGGCAAUUUGAAGACUGCUAACAAGCAAUAUUCAGCUGUUAAGAAUGACUAUGAGAUUACAUUCACUAAUGAGACUUCAGUUGUGCCCUGUGAUGAUGCCCAGCAUCUCCCAUCUGUUCAGUUUGACUUUGUAUCCAUCUCUGACUUGGAGAACACACCCAAAGACUCAAUUGUUGAUGUAAUUGGAAUUUGUAAGAGCUAUGAAGAUGUCACUAAAAUCACAGUGAAAUCCAACAAUAGGGAGGUAUCCAAGAGGAACGUGCACCUGAUGGAUACAUCAGGGAAACUGGUGACAGCUACACUGUGGGGAAAUGAGGCUGAACAGUUUGAUGGGUCCAGACAACCUGUGAUAGCCAUCAAAGGAGCCCGAGUCUCUGACUUUGGUGGUAGAAGCCUGUCUGUCCUGUCCUCCAGUACAGUUGUGAUCAACCCUGAUAGCCCAGAGGCUUUUAAGCUCCGAGGAUGGUUUGACUCUGAGGGGCAGCUUCUGGAAUGUGCCUCCAUCUCUGAUGUGAGGGGUGGGUCAGUAUCUGGGGUCAACACCAACUGGAAAACCUUGUAUGAAGCCAAAUCUGAGAACUUGGGACAUGGAGAUAAGGCAGAUUAUUUCAGUUGUGUGGGCACAGUGGUACAUCUGCGCAAGGAGAACUGCAUGUACCAGGCCUGUCCCUCCCAGGAGUGCAACAAGAAAGUCAUCGACCAGCAGAACGGGCUCUAUCGUUGCGAGAAGUGCGACCGGGAGUUCCCCAACUUCAAGUACCGCAUGAUGCUGCUGGUGACCAUUGCAGACUGUCUAGAGUAUCAGUGGGUGACAUGUUUCCAAGAAUCUGCAGAGUUCAUUCUUGGACAAAAUGCAGCUUUUCUGGGAGAACUGAAGGAAAAGAACGAGCAGGCCUUUGAGGAAGUCUUCCAGAAUGCAAACUUCAACACCUACGAGUUCAGGAUCCGAGUAAAGCUGGAGACUUACAACGAUGAGUCUCGUAUUAAGGCCACAGCACUGGAUGUCAAACCUGUGAACUACAGAGAGUACAGCAAGAGGCUGAUCUCCAGCAUCAGGAGGAAUGCACAGCUGCUGUGAGGAGGCCAGUGCUGCCAGGCUGAAGCCCCAGCUGCCAGGGGCAACUCAACAAAUGAUGUAAUCCUGACUUUUGUCCCACUCAUGUGUGACAAUUUGGCAUUAGUUACACUCUGCAUGGUAGCCCAGCCUAGUGGGCU
Chaetura pelagica (chimney swift) is the source of this 1943-nucleotide messenger RNA. RefSeq names its product replication protein A1, 70kDa (gene RPA1). Gene Ontology annotation, biological process: meiotic cell cycle; DNA replication; double-strand break repair via homologous recombination. Gene Ontology annotation, molecular function: single-stranded telomeric DNA binding; damaged DNA binding. Gene Ontology annotation, cellular component: DNA replication factor A complex; nucleus. The coding region runs from base 1 to 1806 and encodes 601 amino acids. The record is from RefSeq and is a predicted model, not a curated record. The transcript has 16 exons. Lineage: Eukaryota; Metazoa; Chordata; Aves; Apodiformes; Apodidae.